This is a messenger RNA of Xylaria bambusicola, 1191 nucleotides long. RefSeq lists its product as uncharacterized. The transcript has a single exon. Lineage: Eukaryota; Fungi; Ascomycota; Sordariomycetes; Xylariales; Xylariaceae. The record is from RefSeq and is a predicted model, not a curated record. The coding region runs from base 128 to 643 and encodes 171 amino acids.
GCAUGAUGUAUCGGGCCUCCCCGAUGGCACCUACAAAGUCUUGGUCUCGGCCAAUGGGACAGUCGACUGGGAUACUGUCUCCAAUUCAGACGGCGCGUCAUUCAAGGCAUUCCAUCUCCCCGCGUUAAUGAAAUAUCCUCUGUCACGCGUCCGCCGCACUGCAAGCAGUCGCGACCAUGAGAACAAUCACACCGACGAGGACGACGACGACGACGAGAACAUAGCCGGUAUCGGUGAACGCCCCCCUAGCCACAUAGCGCCGGGUGCCCACUGCCACCACCAUUUCCCAAUCCACAAAACCUCUUUCCUCCCAGGCCUGCUCAAGAUCAACAAGAACAGCGAACCGCAGUGCCUCGCCUAUUUCAUGGACUGGAUAUCGCAGGGAAUUGAGAGCGGCUGGAUCCACAAACGUGAAUUGAGGUUCUCCAAGUUUGAAGACCUCAUCAUCGGCGCAUGCAUCUUCAAACAUCACAAGAAGAGGCUUUGUGUGCACGAGAUCGCCACUUCCAUGCGUGCGGCCAACAGCGAGUGCGCCGGCGGGAGAAUCGGCUGUCACGUCUGCGUGGGAAACUGGGGGAAGGAUUACUUCCGCUUCGACGCCCGAGAAGCCCCUAAUCAGUGCGAAUGUGCCUGGUAUUACUAGCGAGUAACAGAGCAUUCAAACAUGAUAUCGAUUGUUAUAUCUCAGCUAUUAUAGGGGUUCUGUUUGGAGGGGUGCCUAUGGUUUGGACAACCCAGCGAGCUUCAGUGAAUUGAGGGUCACUGUGUCAUCUUUCUUGAAACAUCAAGUUAUUUUUUAUAUGGCAAUUGAUAUUGCGAUUGUACAAGAUACCUCCCAAUGAAUUUACUGUUCCACAAGGAUGGUUCCUAAAGAUAUUAGUUGCUGUUGGUGGGUAGACUAUGGCGCAUGGCACGAUGUCCGUCCUUGUAAGUAUAUAAUAUCUAAUUAUGCCAGACACUCUUCAAAGCAGGAUUUCAUUCCACUUACUUCUGGUUAUUGAAUCAGAGACUUGACGAAAUACUCGAUAUUCUUUCUUUUUCCUAUCUAAAUCAUCAUUAAGCGGAUGAAUAUUGAAGCCAUGUAAGGAUAAAAGUGGUGAUGGGAUAGGGGCCUAAUAUCGAACGUCAGACCGCCAGGAAGACACCUACGCCCUACUUGAUGCUAGGUACUAGUUCGUGAGUACUGUGACG